AUGAUCGCCAAAAUACCCGGCGUCCCUCGUCCUAUGGAGAAAGCGACGCCAGACAGCUAUGCGGACUCACCUUUUGCUGAUUUUAUUGCCAUGGUCGAGGUUCCAAAGCGGUUCUCCGUCCCAACCAUGAAGAUGUACGACGGCACUACAAAUCCAAAUGAUCACGUCGCCCAAUACAAACAACGGACGAUGACCAUCUCAAUUCCUCGUAGCAUGCGCGAGGCAUGCAUGUGUAAAGGAUUCGGAUCGACAUUGACUGGACCAGCCCUGCAGUGGUUCAUCCACCUUGGCAACGACACUAUCUAUUCCUUUGCUCAAUUGAUUAAUAUUUUUAAUUUACAGUUUGCUAGUAGUCGUAAGAUGGAAAAACAGGCUAAUGACUUACAUAGAAUCGUGCAAAAAUCUGAUGAAUCCUUGAAAGAGUUUGUUCACAUGUUUAAUAGGGAAAAGGUGUCGAUUCCAAAUUGUGAUGUUAAGACGGCGAUUGAAGGUUUUCGACGGGGACUGGAUGAAGACUCAGAUUUGUACAAAGAGCUUACCAAGUAUCCUUGUCCAACGUUCGAGGAUGCCCAAGCCAAAGCCUUGGCCCAGAUCCGAUUGGAGGAAGACAUGGAGUCAAGAAAGGAAUUCUAUGACGUCGACAGCAGGAAGUCGAUGCCAAACGAAGAAAGUUCGUGGCGUCCAAAGCCUUAUGAUCGUCCACAACAAGUUUAUAGCGUCCAUCAGACUCAUCAAGCCAAUGACUGA
Molecule: messenger RNA, 747 nt
Organism: Beta vulgaris subsp. vulgaris (sugar beet)
Lineage: Eukaryota; Viridiplantae; Streptophyta; Magnoliopsida; Caryophyllales; Amaranthaceae
Exons: 1
Coding region: 1-747 (248 amino acids)
Source: RefSeq, a predicted model, not a curated record